AUGACGGAACACUACAAGUGUUGGCACGAACAAUUUCCCAAUGCAUUGCUAGGAUACCGAAUGAUAGUACAGACUUCAACAUGGGCAACUCGAUACUUAUUUAUCUAUGGCACUGAAGCAGUCAUACCUGCCGAAGCGGAAAUACCAUCACUCAGAAUCAUCCAAAAAGCAGAAUUGGACAACGCAGAAUGGGUUCGAAACCAAUACGAGCAACUGGCUUUGAUCAAUGAGAAAAGAAUGAUCGUUGUAUGUCACGACCAAUUAGACCUACAAAGAAUGGCUUGUGCCUUCAACAAACGAGUUAGAGCUCGACUCUUUCAAAUAGGACAAAUGGUACGCAAGAGAGUGUUCCCACAUCAAGACAAGUAUAAAAGAAAGUUUUCACCCAACUGGCAAAGCCCAUACGUGAUCCGCAAGGUACUCUCCGGAGGAGCAGUGAUCCUAGCUGAGAUGGAUGGACAAGAAUGGCCCAAGGCCAUCAAUUCAGAUGCAAUCAAGCUAUACUACGCGUAA
This is a messenger RNA of Lycium barbarum (goji berry), 513 nucleotides long. RefSeq lists its product as uncharacterized. Lineage: Eukaryota; Viridiplantae; Streptophyta; Magnoliopsida; Solanales; Solanaceae. The coding region runs from base 1 to 513 and encodes 170 amino acids. The transcript has a single exon. The record is from RefSeq and is a predicted model, not a curated record.